Molecule: messenger RNA, 987 nt
Organism: Setaria italica (foxtail millet)
Lineage: Eukaryota; Viridiplantae; Streptophyta; Magnoliopsida; Poales; Poaceae
Product: GTPase activating protein 1
Exons: 3
Coding region: 259-756 (165 amino acids)
Source: RefSeq, a predicted model, not a curated record
CGUUCAUAUCUGGGGCACCACCGCUUGGGGGAGGAGUAUAAGAGCAGGGGGAGGAAGAGAGCAGCCGCUGGAGGUCAUCAACCAACCAUCGCCGGCCAUACGCCAUCCUACUUUUUCUUGACUUCAUAGCGUCAGCUACUCCGCGAAGCCGGAGCGCUUUUUUAUAGAUAGACAGACAGAACCCCCAUCCAGAAAUUGCCGAGGAGACCUUGCGGCUGCGGGGAAGAGGAGUUGGAGAGGAAGAAGAACGCUAGCAUCAUGCUGGACCAUCUCGUCGGACUGGUGAAGGUGCGCGUCGUGAGGGGGGUGAACCUCGCCAUCCGCGACCUCCGAUCCAGCGAUCCCUACGUCGUCGUCCGCAUCGGCAAGCAGAAGUUGAAAACACGGGUGAUAAAGAAGAGCACCAAUCCGGAAUGGAACGAAGAACUCACCCUCUCCAUUGAGAACCCUGCAGAUCCUGUCAGAUUGGAAGUGUUUGACAAGGACACUUUUGUGGACGAUUCAAUGGGUAAUGCAGAGCUGGACAUCCGCCCAUUGGUCGACGUUGUGAAGAUGAAACUCCAGGAUGUUCCCGACAAAACCAUUGUAAAGAAAGUGGUGCCCAACAGAGAGAACUGCCUAGCAGAGGAGAGCUCGAUUUAUGUAUCCGAGGGGAAGGUGAAGCAGGACCUGGUUGUCAGGCUAAAGAACGUGGAGUGCGGGGAAAUAGAGCUCCAGCUUCAGUGGGUCGACCUCCCUGGUUCAAAGGGUGUCUGACAGUAUGAGGUUAUGAGCCUAUAAACUCAGCGCUGCCCUGCUGUCUUACAGGGUACCCAAGUAAAAGUAAGAUUCAAAGUGAGGAAUGUAACUAAGGAUGAUUAUGGUACAGCAAGUGCUGUUUAGGAUAUUGAUGUUUCUAUGUGAUUGUACAUAAGUGGUUGUUUGGAUCUCGUGUUUUAUGAAAACCAGAUUUCAUAAGACCCUUUUUAGCCGGACAAAACAUUUAAA